This is a messenger RNA of Durotheca rogersii, 1960 nucleotides long. RefSeq lists its product as uncharacterized. The coding region runs from base 284 to 1297 and encodes 337 amino acids. The record is from RefSeq and is a predicted model, not a curated record. Lineage: Eukaryota; Fungi; Ascomycota; Sordariomycetes; Xylariales; Xylariaceae. The transcript has 4 exons.
GCCCGAAUGUGUAUGCCUUCUCCACAUUACCCGGCGUCAGGGUGGCGCCCGCUCGCCUAUGGAAACGCUCGCCGAUAUUAACGAACGAUAUUUUCCCCGGGCCAAGAGUAAUACUUGUCCCUCUAUCAGGCUUCGAGGAAACGGCAGCGGCCUGCGGUGAGGGAAAUGAUGGACUGGUCGCGCCCAAGAUAUCAACUAUCCCGCGUCUCUUUCCAUCUCCGUUUCCUGCUCCAGACUCGGUGACAUCUUUGAGCCAGAAAGCCAGAAAGCCAUCAUCGUCACGAUGCAGUUCAACACUUUCGUCGCUAUCUUGGGGCUGUCAGCGCCCGCGAGUGCGCUGCUUCGCUUUGGCUGCUCGGGCCUAACCGUCCAACGUCUGGACCCCUUAGUCAACCCAGGCAUGAACCCGUCGGCCCACCUUCACCAGAUCAUUGGAGGCGAUUCCUUCAACGCGUCGAUGCCGGCGGGGACACACGAUCUCGUCAAGCUGUCGACGUGCACCAGUUGCCAGUUCAGCGAGGACUUCUCCAACUAUUGGACCGCUGUCCUCUUCUACCGCGCCAAGAACGGAACUUUCAAGAGAGUCCCGCAAAUGGCCCAGGCAGGCAUGGAGGGCACGCAGGGCGGAAUGGUCGUCUACUACAUGUCGGACGCGCUGUUCGACACGGCGCAACGAUCGACGGUGACGGCGUUCAAGCCCGGCUUCCGCAUGCUCGUCGGCGACGCGACGUAUCGCGACCGCGAGCAGGCUAGGCGAUGGCGGCAGCUGACGUACAUCUGCAUGGAGAACCAGGGCACGCGGGCGCCGGAGAGCAUCGGCUUCCCGACGCGGUCGUGCCCCGGCGGCAUCAUGGCGAACCACCGAUUCCCGACCUGCUGGGACGGCAAGAACCUGGACUCGCCCAACCACCAGGACCAUGUCUCGUACCCGGAGAGCGGCACGUUCGAGUCGGGCGGCCCGUGCCCGGCCACGCACCCGGUGCGGCUCCCGCAGAUCCUGCUCGAGACGGUCUGGGACACGCGCGCGUUCAACAACCCGGCCGACUUCGCCAACGGCCAGCAGCCGUUCGUGUGGUCGAGCGGCGACCCCACCGGCUACUCGAGCCACGCCGACUACCUCUUCGGCUGGAAGGAUGACUCCCUCCAGAAGGCCAUGGACGGCCACACCUACGUCUCGGCGCCGAUGCUCAAGACCCAGAGCAUCGCCCUCCAGAACAGGUGCAAGGUUCCCGACAUGGUGGGCGAGAACAUCGACGGCUGGUUGACCAGCCUCCCCGGCGCAAACCCGGUCGUUUAAUGGAGAGGGAGGAGAUGUACCUAUUGAUUGAGAAAACCCCCUUCACCCUAUGCACCCACCCGAGGAAGCUAUCUACAUUUCUCGUUGGCGCUCCUCUCUGCUUGCGAGGCCACUCGAUCUUUGCCAAUACCUUCGAGGGCUGCCAGCGUCUAGACAGCUCGGUAGAUACGAUCGUCAUUAUCCAUAGUGUCUUCCCCAUAUAAUCCCAAUCCUGGAUUUAGCACCACGAUUACUAGUGAUGUAGCAUAUUCUUUGGUGUGCUGAGGACGCGAACUUUUUUUCAAGUCCGUGAUAAUACCCCUUUUUUCGAGUGCAGCCGGUCUCCGCACCAGUUGUUAGCGACCGCCAGCAGCCGACGAUCUACCAGCCCUUAGCAGCGAGGCGCCCGUGCCUAAACCCAUACACACACAUCCCUAAUACCUUAACGGUCGUCCUGAUGGAAUUUUGAGUGCUGAAAUUGAUGCUGCUUUCCAGCUUAUAUAGCCUUUACGUAGAAAAGGCCAGGAUUGAUUGCCGUGGAAGGGUAUUGGUACCCAAGAUCUCAACUACCUACUUAUAACCGACUGUCGACAGCUGUCGUGAGGGGUGACGCCCGUAUAAGCCAAGGAGCGGUCUGGUAGCUUCUAACCCCCACCUGUCCUAGGGAAAGGGGGCACGGAAUGU